Entamoeba invadens IP1 is the source of this 1692-nucleotide messenger RNA. RefSeq lists its product as hypothetical. The transcript has a single exon. The record is from RefSeq and is a predicted model, not a curated record. NCBI's taxonomy places the organism in Eukaryota, Evosea, Mastigamoebida, Endamoebidae. Bases 1 to 1692 code for a protein of 563 amino acids.
AUGGCACCCCCACGUUUUACUCUAAAAGAAUUGGGAACCAUAUCGGAAUAUAUCACUGAUAUCACAUCAAUCGAACGCUUUGUGUUUGUGAGUAAACUGUGUAAAAAGACAUUUGACACGAAAGAGACGACUAUUCUGCCACAAGUCGACACCCAUGUCAUGACCCCUAUCGAACUCACAGUCAACAGAACAAUGCAACUUUUAAAGGUUUUAAAAUACUUUCCGUCUGCUAAGUGCCUUCAAUGCGAUACUGACACAAUCCGAAUCAUCCCAGAAGGAGUCUUUCCUCAUUACUCUCAAAUUGAAAUUAAUGAAAGCGAAGAACCUUUGUUGGUCAAAGAGCAGAUGCUCCUCAUCAAAACCCUUGCUCCGAAAAUCACUAGUCUCUCGCUUAAGAUCGACGAGGACUCGAAUGACUUCCCCGAUGAAAUGGACUUUGCAGAGAUGACACAACUCAGGUACUUGAGUGUUCUCUUUUCACAGAACGAAGUUAUUGACUUCCCCCAAAAAGAAGAAGAACAACAAACAUUCUGCUUCUCGAAGCUCUAUGAGUUAAGAGAUGUCCCAACACUUCAAACACUCUCAGUAAGUUGCGAACAAACAACUGCGAUACUCUUAGCACCGAUAUUUAGAGAGUUGCAAUGUGUCGUUAAUGUCAUUUUACUUUAUUCAGAAGACGACGUUGAUAAAGUGCGAGAGGUGAUGCCAAACAACGUGAUUGUGUGUUGCGAGUAUGACAGCACCAUGUGUGAGUACACACGACGGCAAACAGUUAUCAUGGAGCACGACGGACUCUCGGCGAAGAUGGAGACCCUUGGAGAAAUGCACUUAUUUGAAGAAUUGAUGGAAGACUCGCUCACUCGCAAAUUGGUGUUAUACGAAACGAUACCAAAGUGGAUGAAAGUUGUUGACUUGACAACAUACACACACAUCCAAGAACUUCAAAUAGAAGGGAAAGUGCCAGUCACACAAGUCAAUAUACCAACAAGUGUAAGUUCACUGAAGCUCUUGACUAAUGGAUAUUGCAUUACUAAUUUACAAGACGCUAAUUUGGAAGAACUCAGACUUGAUGGAUGCGAUGUAAACCCUAAUGUGUUUGCAACACAACCGCUCAGAGCUAUGGAAUUGAAAGGGUGUAACAUCAAAACAACAUUCUUAUUGCCAAACACACUCACGAGAUUUUCGAUAACGGAUUCUGAUAUACAAGUCCAACUGAAUGAUGGGCUCAUCGAAUUGGAAGUUGGUAAUUACUCAAAGUCGUCUUCUCUUGUCCUACCUCAGAGCUUAGAAGUGCUUUCAAUAGAGUCGAAUGUUUCAAUGUUAUCUGCUGUGCGUCUCAAACACUUGGAUAUAUCAAAGAUGGUAGUUAACACUGAUUUAUAUCCGACAAGUUUGACAUCAUUACGAGUGUUGAUGGGCGUCGGAAGAAAGCAAAUUGACUUACUCCGGUUUCAAAAACUUGAGCGACUGAGUAUCAUAGUGUGCGACAUGGUGAAGAGAAUAGUCCUCCCGCACUCCCUGAAGUAUUUGAUGGUUUAUGGGUGCAAAGAAAUCAUCGCGUUUGAUAACAUGAAGAAUGGGAAUCUGUCCGAACUGUGUGUGACGGAGUGCAACAACUUGCGGUUGAAGAUUCCGAAAAGUGUGAAGCGGUGUUUUGUUGACAUUCCGUCGUCAGCCUGUGUGAAAUACUGA